Messenger RNA from Formica exsecta, 1033 nucleotides. Its product is annotated as cuticle protein 18.7-like. The transcript has 6 exons. Lineage: Eukaryota; Metazoa; Arthropoda; Insecta; Hymenoptera; Formicidae. The coding region runs from base 42 to 995 and encodes 317 amino acids. The record is from RefSeq and is a predicted model, not a curated record.
UUAUAAAGUGACAUUCCAUCUAAGAUUGAACACAACUAGAAAUGGAGUCCUUGAUUAUCUUGAUAGCCGUCGUUGCCAUAACUUCGGCUACACCGACGUAUUAUCAAUAUCAUGGACCACCCGCGCCUAUAGGUCACGAUGGCAGAGUUACCGAUACACCGGAAGUAGCCCAUGCCAAAGCGGCGCAUCUCGCCGCCGUGGCGGAAGCUGCCGCGAAAGUUCCGUACGGUCUGGCUUCCUACGCGAAAAAUCCGGAUUAUUACGGAUAUUCGAAACCGGUAUCGGUCAGUCAUCAGAUGUAUCAUAGCGGACACGGAUAUCACGGACCACCCGCUCCGUUAGAUCACGAAGGUCGCGUGGUAGACACGCCGGAAGUGGCCCGAGCGAAAGCCGCACACUUGGCGGCUUACAAUCACAUAGCUUCCUCGGCACCUGUCGGCGAGAAUCAUCCCCAGAGUUAUGAUCAUCAUUAUUAUGGCGCUUCAUGCAUGAAGGUUCUCAUUGUUCUCUCCGCGCUCUGCGCCAUCGCGGUCGCAAACCCGAUUUAUCUAGCUUAUCACACCGGCGUGCCGCUCGGGCCUGACGGUAAAAUCCUAGACACUCCGGAGGUGGCACAGGCAAAGGCGGCGCAUCUCGCUACUCAGGCUUACGAGGCCGUCAGGAACACGCUCGGCUAUGCACCCGCCCUGGCCAUUUAUGCACCUGCAAUUACGUACGGCGCACCCAUCGGCGCGGACGGUCGGGUGAUAGACACACCUGAGGUGGCUCAGGCCAAGGCUGCCCAUCUCGCCGCUCACGCCCAAGAGGCUGUCAAAACGGUCGGACUUGCUCCAUACGGAGCUUUGGCAUACGCCGUUUCGCCUGUGUUAUACGGUUACGCUCCACUUGGAUCCGACGGCAGAGUGAUAGACACCCCCGAAGUGGCGCAAGCUAAGGCUGUACACUUUGCCGCUCACGCUCAGGAAACUGCCAGAAACGCUGCUCAACAAGUGUAAUUAUUAAAAACUUCGGCCACACCGCGCAUAUAUAUCGA